Ctenopharyngodon idella (grass carp) is the source of this 3556-nucleotide messenger RNA. RefSeq names its product B cell receptor associated protein 29 (gene bcap29). The coding region runs from base 184 to 909 and encodes 241 amino acids. NCBI's taxonomy places the organism in Eukaryota, Metazoa, Chordata, Actinopteri, Cypriniformes, Xenocyprididae. The transcript is spliced from 8 exons. Gene Ontology annotation, cellular component: endoplasmic reticulum membrane; endoplasmic reticulum. The record is from RefSeq and is a predicted model, not a curated record. Gene Ontology annotation, biological process: endoplasmic reticulum to Golgi vesicle-mediated transport; intracellular protein transport.
ACACUUCGGCUCUUGACAACAUGACGCUUGAUGACAGUCACAACAACACGUGCAGAUCCUGCAGAUGAGAUGACAGCUCUUAAUGUCACUUUAACAGCAAAUAUUACAGCUUAACUGCAAAUAAAACCGGAUAAGAUGCGGGAACCGAGUGUCACGCGACUCAUGUCACACAGCUGAAACAAAAUGACGUUGCAGUGGACUGCGGUUGCUUCUUUCCUGUAUUUGGAAAUUGGUGUUCUUGUCAUCUUCUGUCUCCCUUUCAUCUCUCCGCAAAGAUGGCAGAGAAUUUUCAAAUGGAGCAUCUGGAGCCGUCUUUCCCAGUUCUGGAACAAGGGCUUUCUCACCAUGAUCAUAAUCCUCAUUGUUCUCUUUCUUGACGCCCUGCGGGAGGUGAGGAAGUACUCGAACGCUGACCAAGCCAAAGACGCCAAACUGCACCCCAACAUGUUUGACCACAUGCACAUGAAGCUCUUCCGAGCCCAGAGGAACCUCUACAUCUCUGGCUUCUCGCUCUUCCUGUGGCUUGUCAUGAGGAGAGUCAUCACUCUGAUUAACCAGUUGGCCGUGGCCAUCGGCACCAGUGUCGCUCUGCAGACUCAGGCUGAAAGCGCCAACAAAGCUGCCAAGAAAUACAUGGAGGACAAUGAGAUGCUCAAAGAGGCACUAACGGAUCCUAAAGGAGAAGGAGGGAAGAAACAAGAUAUAGAAGAGAACAAACUCCUGAAGAAAGAGGUGCAGAGACUGACAGAGGAGCUGAAGAGCAGCACAGAUGCUCUGAAAAAGUCCAAGUCCGAUUUAGAUGCCAUGAAGAAACAAACCGAAGGGCUAACCAAAGAAUAUGACCGUCUCCUUCAAGAGCACCAGAAGAUUCAGAAUCAGCUGGACAGUGGAGACAAAAAAGAUGACUAGGCAAGUGGACACAAUGGAAACCUGUAUGAUAAUCAUAAUUAUGCUGAGCUCCUCCCACAUACACUUACCUGGUAGCAUGACAUAAAAACUGUUCUGAGUUCUCAGUUCUCAGUUCUGAACCACUCAUGAUGAUGACAUCACAUCCUGUCAGGUUACCUGCUCACCACACAUUUGAUGUAGCGGUUUGGCUUUGAUAUACAUCCCUAUUGUUUUGAUGUUCUAGCUGAUGCGGGGCAGUGCUGUUUUUUUUUUAAAUAGUCUCCAAAUAACUGUAUCUGCGCACAUUUUAUUGAUGUGUUUACAGGAAACUGUAAAUAAGCCGUAUUAGACUGAUGCUUGCAUGUUGCAUUGAUUUACCUCAUGUUGCUUUCCUUCUCCGUUCUGCUUGAUUCUCUUGAAAGUGCAUAUUGAACCAGACUGUCGUGCAACAUCCAGAAACUUCACACAAAGUCAUAGUAGCUGUAAUAUUAGUACUUUUCACAGCAAUAUCUCCAUUCAUAUUUUCCAAAAACAAGUCCGGUAACACAGUCCAUCAGAUUGCAAAUGGAAGCGUGUCUAAGAUCACAUACAUUACAGGCUGCGUUAGUCAUUUAAAUCAACUUUAAUUAAGAAGAAUAAAACCGUAUACACAUAAACAACAGAUAAUAAUAAUAAUAAUAAUAAUAAGUAAACACGUCACAGUGAGACCAUUUCCGGGCCGAGCAAACAGUCUGUUAGUGAGCGGUUAGUGUGUUUGGAGAGGUAGGUCAAUUACACCUGAGUUCAAUUACUGUUAGUUGUUAAACAAAUGCAGACACCAGAUAUGAAGAUUUCGCAGUCCAAUAGAUAUUUCGAUAAUUUCUCAAUUUUGAGUCCAUUUGAGGUAGCUCUGUUUCUGUGCUGUUGAUGCUUAAGAAUUAAAUCUUAUAAAACAUGUCCAGGCUACAUUUCACCCCAAAAUCGAAGGAAAGAAACUAUGUAUUGUGGAGCGAAAAUUAAAACAUUUAGAUUUUUUUUUUUUGUCUUAAUUAAAGGAUUCACUUCAGAAUUCAAAUUUCCUGAUAAUUUACUCACCCCCAUGUCAUCCAAGAUAUUUAUGUCUUUCUUUCAUCAGUCAAAAAGAAAUUAAGGUUUUUGAGGAAAACGUUCCAGGAUUUUUCUUCAAUGGGGUUGAAGGUCCAAAUGUCAGUUUCAGUGCAGCUUCAAAGGGCUCUACAUGAUCCCAGACGAGGAAUAAGGGUCUUAUCCAGCGAAAUGAUCAGUCAUUUUCUAAAAAUUAAAAAUGAUAAACUUUUUAACCACAAAUGCUCGUCUUGCACUAGCUCUGCGAUGCGCCACGCAUUACGUAAUCACGCGUGACGUAGGCGGAAGUACCGCCUAAUUUUCUCCUCCAACUUCAUAAUCGUCAGACAUCAUUGUUUUACCUUUUUUUGUAAAGGCCAUUUGACUCUUUGCACGUUUGCUUUGUAAACACUGGGUCGGUACUUCCACCUAUGUCACGCGUGACCUUUCCAACAUGAUUACGUAAUGCGUGGCGCAUUUUUUUAAGAAAAUGACCGAUCGUUUCACUAGAUAAGACCCUUAUUCCUCGUCUAGGAUCGUGUAGAGCUCUUUGAAGCUGCACUGAAACUGACAUUUGGACCAUCAACCUGUUGGUCCCCAUUGAAGUCCACUAUAUGGAGAAAACCAUUUCUUUUCGACUGAAGAAAGAGAGACAUAAACAUCUUGGAUGACAUGGGGGUGAGUAAAUUAUCAGGAAAUUUGAAUUCUGAAGUGAACUAAUCCUUUAAGCACAUUUUCCCUUAAGUUUUUAAGGGAAACAAUAUGUAAUACAUUGAUUUGAGUAAUGCAGUUGUCUAAUCUAAUGAGGAUUAGAUUAAAAAACCUACUGUAAUGGGGAUUAUUUUCUUUAUGCAAAAUAACUUGCAUUUUUUUUUCUUUUGAUUUUAGGAUUAAAUCUGACCUGGACAUGUUUUGGUGCAAUAAUUUACUCUGUUUUUGAUGAAGUCUGAAUGUUUUAUUUCAUUGUUCACCUAUUCUAGUCGCAGAACAACCACCAACAUGUCACAAUUAAAACAUUUAGACUUAAGGGAAGAUUAAAAGACUGUGAAAAUUAUCCUGCGCUGUGAGACAGAAAAAAAAAUGAGAAUAAAUUUAAUUUACGAAGAAUAAGUCAUCACCCACUGUGUGGGUGUUGAAAAGCAUGCUGUUGAUACGUUGCUCCGUUUAUGAUGCACAAAUCUUCCACGCUCACUUCCUUUCCCUCGCCUAUCGGACGCUAUGGCGGAAAACUGUUUGUCUGAUGCGACCCGUCUAAUCCUGAGCAGCACUUGAGAGGGAGAGGAGACAGGAAAGUUAGAAAAAUACCUAAAAUUGCUAUGCAAGUCUUUAAUUAGAAAUGUUAUUUAUAGAUUGUAUAGUUGGCUGAUUUCUGACUUCGUUCCAAAGAUUGGGAAAUGGUCUGAAAUGUCUUAAAAGAGGGAUUGUUUAUGCCUUACGGUAUCUUCCUGUCAAAUGUGGUCAAAUAUAGCUUUUUUUUUAAUAAUAAUCUUGUAAUAUUCUUCUAAUGGGUGCAAAAUCACCUGCUUAAGUGCCUCAGUGAGUUGUUUACGUUUUGCUGUGAUUGUAUUUUCACGAUUAAAGCGACAAACGGUACUGUUGUCAUUGA